Messenger RNA from Contarinia nasturtii (swede midge), 3080 nucleotides. Its product is annotated as sarcalumenin. The transcript is spliced from 12 exons. The coding region runs from base 336 to 2744 and encodes 802 amino acids. The record is from RefSeq and is a predicted model, not a curated record. Lineage: Eukaryota; Metazoa; Arthropoda; Insecta; Diptera; Cecidomyiidae.
GAUUCAGUACGUUGUGCGCGAUCGCGUUGAUCGUGACCAAUAUACAGAACUUGUCUGCAACAAAUUUUCUUGUAUCUUUCUUCCGUUUCAUAUUCAUAGACGUUCUCAUCUAGAACCGGGGCCGAGUUUAAUAGUCGCGCAGUGCGUGAAAACAACUAUACUAACACUGAUCGAAUAGCAAAUUCGUCUUUUUUUUCACCAUUUUUGUGCUAGUUAAUUGAAAGAAUGUGCUGCUAAAUUGUAAAAAAUAACCAAAAAUCAAAAAUAGAAAAAAAAUUGCAAAAAAAGGAUAAUACUAAUCAACGGGGAUAACCAAUUCGAAAAUCGAUCAAAUCAUGGCCAGUGUGUCAAUCUGGAGAUUACUUUGCAUAGCUUUGCUAUGUACUCUCACUAUUUCCACUCUUCAAGUGAACGCCGACACACCAACCGAAGCCGAAUGUAAGCCACACAUCGACAAAGCCUUGCAUACAUUAAAAGGGGACAGCAAAGAACCAGACAGUGCUGAGAUUGUCGUUGAUGUGGACGAUAGCAAUGAAAAUACGAGCAAAGAAGAUCUGACCGAUGCGGUUGUCACUGAAGACGACAAUAGUGAAGAGGCUAAAAGUGAUGUAAACGAUAAUACCGACGACGAUUCACAAGAAGAAUCAGCGAACGAAACCGAAACUGGCGUUGAGGACAAUUCAACGGAAACGGACGACGGUGAAGUUGAAACGAAUCAGGAUAAUGACUCCACAGAAAAUGAUACGGACAAUAGUAAGGAAAGUGAUAAUGAUGCAAAAGACACAGAAGGCGAUGACGACGAUGAUAACGACGAUGAUGAUAAGAAUGACUCAAAGGAAAAUGAUGAAGAUCAAGAUGAUCAAGAUGACUCAAAGGAACAGACUGAACAAACCAAAUCCGGGGAGCAAGCUGAUGACGAUGAUAAUCAAAGUGGCGAAGCUGAUGAUGAUGAUGGAAAAGGCGAUAGUGCUGAAGCUGCUGACGAUGAUAAUAACGACGAGGACAGCAAAGAACAAGCUGCUGACGAUGUUGACAGUGGGGAGAAGAACGACGACCAAGAUGGUGAUAGCAAAGAAAAAGAUGAUGACAAUGAUGAUGAUGACCAAAGCAAAGAAAAUGAAGCUGACUCAACCAAAACUGACGACUCAAAGGACGAUGAUAGCAAGGAAGCAGCAGGCGAUGAAGAUAGCAAAGAAAAGUCUGAUGAUACCGAUGAAGAUGGUGACAGUAAAGAGAAAGAUGGCGAUGACGACAAGGACGAUGAUGACAGCAAUGCUGACGAUGACGACGACAGCAGCGAGGCUUCAAUUAAAAAGCAUGAAGCUAGCGAAACUGAAAUCAGUCCUAAAUCGUAUCCCGUUGAUGAUUUACUGUUGGAAUCCGAAAUUCCAGAAAACCUUCGAGAUCGCAGCCACAUCGAUGAAAUUCUUCAAUUGAACGAUGAAGAUGUUGCUGAAAAUGAGGCGCUUGCCAAAGUGGCCGAAAAUACAUUGAAGGAUUUGAAGAAGAUUUACGAAAACGCCAUUAAACCAUUGGAAACUCUUUACAAAUAUCGUGACUUGAGUAAUCGUCAUUUCGGUGAUCCAGAAAUCUUCUCCAAACCGUUGGUUUUGUUGAUGGGGCCAUGGUCGGGUGGCAAAUCAACCAUCAUCAAUUAUUUGACUGGCAAUGAAUACACAGAUUUUUCACUCAAAACUGGUGCUGAACCAUCGUUGCCGUACUUCAAUAUCCUCAUGCAUGGUGAAUCCGAACAAGUUUUGGACGGAACUCAAUUGUCGGCUGAUUGGACAUUCUCCGGAUUGCAAAAGUUCGGUCAAGGCUUAACCGAUCGUUUGCGUGGCUUGAAAUUGCCAAGCAAACUUUUGGAAAAGGUUAACAUUGUGGAAAUUCCUGGUAUUUUGGAGGUGCGCAAACAUGUUUCGCGAAUUUUCCCUUUCAAUGACGCGUGCCAAUGGUUCAUAGACCGUGCUGAUAUCAUCUUCCUAACUUACGAUCCAUCGAAAUUGGACGUUGGACCCGAAACCGAAGCCAUUCUUGAUCAAUUGAAAGGCCGUGAAUAUCAAACCCGAAUCGUUUUGAAUAAGGCCGAUCAAGUGCAUCCCGAAGAAUUGCUUCGCGUUCAAAGUGCAUUGAUUUGGAAUAUUUCACCAUUGAUGUCAUCGCAACAACCGCCGGUUAUGUACACCGUUUCGUUGUGGUCGCAUCCAUUUGAAGAAAAUACUCCAAUUCGUUUGUUGCAAGCACAAGAAAAGGCUUUAUUGCAAGAUUUAUCACAAGCCAUUGAACAUCGUAUUGAGAAUAAAAUUGCAAGUGCCCGUCGUUUUGCGGUUCGUGUUCGUAAUCACGCUAAAAUGGUCGAUUGUUAUUUAACCACCUACUAUAAUCACAAGACAUUGUUCGGAAAUAAGAAAAAAAUCUCCGGUGAAAUUAUUGAACAUCCUCAAACCUAUCACAUCUAUGAAGGUCUUUCAACUCUAACCAAUAUUUCGCGAUACGAUUUACCCGAUCCAGAAGUGUACCGUGACUUCUUCAAAUUGAAUCCAUUGUACGAAUUUAAGAAGCUUUCUGAAACCUGCACCUAUUUCCGUGGCUGUCCAAUUAACAAGCUCGACGUUUCGAUCGCGUACGAUUUGCCCGAAUUGGUGAAUCGAUACAAACGUGCCGUAGCUCAAGCCUUAAACACACUAGAACUAAGCAAUGUUGCCAGCGAAUCAUCCCAAUCAUCGAAAGAAGAUAGAAGAUAAUUAUGUGUGUGUGUUUAUUCGAAUUGCUAGCCACAUUCGCUGUAUAAAAUCCGUAAAUUCAAACUUCUCCGAUUGGUAGAAUCAUAUUGUUUCUUUUGUUCGUUUGAAAAAUUCUUACCAAAAUCGAGAUUGUGUUAUGUGUUAAGAGGUUAGAAUCAGGAGAUAUUUAUUGUUUUUCGAAUCUAUACCAAAGAAGGCUUAUUAUUUCAUUCAUUGUACAUAUUAACAGAAAAAAAUGUAUAAAAAAAUAUCAAAUCACAGUAUGCUCUCUUUGAGCUCACAAAAUGAAUCUUUUGUUCUUGGUAAUUUCCAAAUGUAUAUUGCAUUGAAUGACAA